AUGAAUUCUAUCGACUCCGAGGCGCAGUCAGUGUCCACCCCCAACCUGCCUGUUCAAGAUGUGGAAAAACAAGGCGAUGCCACCCGUCCCCAGAAGAAGCAGUCCGCAUUCAAAAACCUCGGGAUCCUCGACCGCUUCCUGGUUAUAUGGAUCUUUCUCGCCAUGGCCGUCGGUAUUAUCCUGGGCAACUUUGUUCCCAGCACAGGUCCUGCUUUGCAAAGGGGCAAAUUUGUUGGGGUCUCUGUACCAAUUGCUAUCGGUCUCCUCGUCAUGAUGUACCCCAUUCUGUGCAAGGUGCGAUACGAGUCACUACACGAAGUCUUCCGCACCCGUCAGAUCUGGGUGCAAAUUGCGUUCAGUAUAGUCCUGAAUUGGAUCAUUGCUCCCUUUUUCAUGUUAGCUCUAGCGUGGGCAUUUCUCCCAGAUGAGCCGGAGUUGCGCCAGGGCUUAAUCCUUGUCGGUCUGGCAAGAUGUAUCGCCAUGGUCUUAAUCUGGACGGGCCUGGCUGGUGGCGAUGGCGAGUACUGCGCGAUCCUCGUCGCUGUCAACUCACUCCUUCAAAUGGUCCUUUUCGCCCCGCUUGGCGUCUUCUUCAUCCAAGUUAUCAGCGGCGAUGCCGUCUCCUUUGAAUACGCCACCGCCGCAAAGAGUGUCGCCGUCUUCCUCGGCAUCCCCCUUGGCGCCGCUAUCCUCACUCGCUUUACGCUUCGUUACCUAGCAAGCCCGCGCUGGUACGAUACCGUCUUCCUGAAAUGGGUUGGGCCGUGGUCUCUCAUCGGCCUGCUCUUCACAAUUCUCGUCCUCUUCGCGUCCCAGGGCCGCCAGGUUGUCCAUCAGAUUGUGUCCGUUAUCCGCGUCGCUGCGCCGCUAAUUGUCUACUUCUCGACAAUCUUCUUUGUCACCUUCCUAAUCGCGUAUAAACUAGGCUUUGGAUAUCGGCUUGCCGCAACGCAGAGCUUUACUGCGGCGAGCAAUAACUUUGAGCUGGCCAUUGCCGUUGCUGUUGCUACGUUUGGGGCUGAUAGUAACCAGGCCCUUGCGUCGACUGUGGGGCCCUUGAUUGAGGUGCCGGUACUGCUUGGUCUGGUAUAUGCAGUCAAGUUUGUGGCGAAUAGACUGAAGAUGGAGGAUUAG
This is a messenger RNA of Aspergillus affinis, 1134 nucleotides long. Its product is annotated as arsenic resistance protein. The record is from RefSeq and is a predicted model, not a curated record. The transcript is spliced from 4 exons. Gene Ontology annotation, molecular function: antimonite transmembrane transporter activity; antiporter activity; arsenite transmembrane transporter activity. The coding region runs from base 1 to 1134 and encodes 377 amino acids. Lineage: Eukaryota; Fungi; Ascomycota; Eurotiomycetes; Eurotiales; Aspergillaceae. Gene Ontology annotation, cellular component: plasma membrane. Gene Ontology annotation, biological process: antimonite transmembrane transport; arsenite transport.